Capsella rubella is the source of this 851-nucleotide messenger RNA. RefSeq names its product eukaryotic translation initiation factor 5A-2. Bases 76 to 555 code for a protein of 159 amino acids. The transcript has a single exon. Gene Ontology annotation, biological process: positive regulation of translational elongation; positive regulation of translational termination. Gene Ontology annotation, molecular function: translation elongation factor activity; RNA binding; ribosome binding. The record is from RefSeq and is a predicted model, not a curated record. Lineage: Eukaryota; Viridiplantae; Streptophyta; Magnoliopsida; Brassicales; Brassicaceae.
AUGACCUAACAACAAUUUGCUCCCCUUCUUCUUCUACGAACCUCUCUGUUUCUCCCUCCAAACCCGUGACAAAACAUGUCUGAUGACGAGCACCACUUCGAGUCUAGCGAUUCCGGAGCUUCCAAGACCUUUCCUCAGCAAGCUGGUAACAUCCGUAAAAGUGGUUUCAUCGUCAUCAAAGGCCGUCCCUGCAGGGUUGUUGAGGUUUCGACUUCCAAGACUGGCAAGCACGGUCACGCCAAAUGUCACUUUGUUGCCAUUGAUAUCUUCAAUGGUAAGAAGCUUGAAGAUAUUGUGCCAUCUUCCCACAAUUGUGAUGUUCCACAUGUCAACCGUCUUGAUUACCAGUUGAUUGAUAUCUCUGAGGAUGGAUUCAUUAGCCUUUUGACCGACAGUGGUGGCACUAAGGAUGACCUCAAGCUUCCCACCGAUGAUUUUCUUGCCGCUCAUAUGAAGAGUGGAUUUGAGGAGGGUAAGGAGGUUGUGGUGACUGUCAUGUCUUCCAUGGGAGAGGAGCAGAUCUGUGCUGUCAAGGAAGUUGGUGGUGGCAAGUAAACUAAGUAUCCUCCGGAUAAUAUUAUUACCAGUUUGGCAACAGUUGUCAGUGUUAUAAGAACAAAAGAUGUUUUUUCUUCUUCCUAAUUUAGACCAUCUGUGUGUUUCUUGUUGCAAGACAACCAUAUCUAUUGGUUCUGGAUUGUUGCAAAAUUUGUGUUGAAACAUUGAAAGUUUCCCUGUCAGAUGUUAUUCUUAAUCCCUAUCACUGUUCGGUGUUUGUAUGUUUAUUCAGUAAGUUUUGUGCUAAGGCAACUUUGCUCCUCUGGCAAGAAUUAAUAAAUGGUGGAUACGAA